This is a messenger RNA of Lachancea sp. 'fantastica', 2103 nucleotides long. Lineage: Eukaryota; Fungi; Ascomycota; Saccharomycetes; Saccharomycetales; Saccharomycetaceae. The record is from the annotation of a GenBank genome assembly.
AUGAAAAAUAAUGACCAUGAGCUCUUGAAAGCGACAUUUUGGUCAGAAGACUAUGCGACUGGGAUAAAAUCUCUGCUCGAAAUAAUCCAAAAUGAUGUCUUGGAGUUAUCCGAGAUUCUAGCUUCGAUCAAAACUUAUGACUCGGAGAUAGUGUCGCCAGCUAUCAUGGCAUUGAAAAAACUGAUCGUUCGAGAUGAAAAGGCAGAAAGCGAUUCAUCGCUUUGUAUAACAGCUCUGAAACGGCAAUCGGAGGCAUUGGCCGGACUUCUGGAGAAAAUGGAGCUUUCCAGUCAUUCAAGACUUGAAUCCAAGUGUCAGAUACCAUUGGAAUCUCUUUUGUUCGAGUACAAUGAGUAUUUAGAAGGGACUAAAGAAUCAACGAGGCGCGCCAUGGAUGGAUACACCAAGCACCUCACGAUGGCCAAGCAGAUGCAGGAUCAGUAUGCUUCAAUGGCAGCACGAUUGCGAGACGUUGGCAAAGAACUGUUUACCGAGCCUGAUAAACAACACGUAUCGCAACAAGAAGAUAAAUCAGGACAUUCAUCGCACGCAUUUCCACUAUUUUUUGACAAGAGCAUAGUAAUCGAGGGUGAAGAGCAAUUGGAAGUUUUCUGUAAUAAACUCAAAGAGAGUAUCACAACCUCGAAGAGGCUGAUAGCUAUCCCUGGUAUAUCUAAUGAGUAUUUCACCGGCACUAAGCUCCUGGACGCUCUCAAGAGAAUAGAACCGAAAAUGGAUGUCUCGCUUUUCAAUAUUGAGCGCGUCGGUCAAAGAUUGCUGGCAGCCGGCAUCAUAAUUCCGUACCAGAGUAUCAUAAGCGCCCAAUCGCGCUUCUCAGUAGACGACUAUUUCUCCUGGGGAUCAAUCCAGCCUCAGCAAGCAGUGAGUGGAAAUGCAGUUACGCCGGGAAACACUGUUUUAGGUGGUUUCUUCAAAAGGUUUGGUGGCGGCACUGAGGAGCAGAUGACUAUCACAACGUCAGCCGAAUUGGAGGCGUACCAACAAGAAUUUACUAAAGGUGAAUCGUCUUUCUUUCAACAAUGCCAAAAUUUAGACUAUUGGCGCUCUGAGCUUGAGCUUGAACUACAAAAUGCUAUGCAUCAUUACUGGAAAUUACUUCCUCAGAAGAUUAAUAAAGGUUUCCUCGCAAAUCGCCAGUUUCUCUCGUCAUUGCAGGAAUCAUUUUCGUUGCAAUUAGAAACGGACACAAUAGAUCUGGCUCAGGAGGUAGAAAAAGUGUACGCCUCGAAUCAUAGUACCGUUGGCUUUUAUAUGCCACAGCCUGGUGUUACAUUUUCGAAAUAUGACGUCAAUGGGAACUUAAUAGGACCUUCUUUGUUUCACUCGGAUUUGAGAGAUCUACAAUUGGAUGAGACCGGGGUUGCGGUGAUAAUGAGAACAUUACUGGGUCAUCUGGAAACUUUUAGCGCUGAUAUUGUUUUGAAAGCAUGGACAUUACCACUGGAUUUACAAAGAAACUCCAGACUGCGACGGGAUUGCUGUUCUGAAUUUUUGGCAUCGAAGGGAGACCAUUUUGCAGCCAUAACAAAUAUUCUUGUCAAAAAGGGCCAAGAAGUAAAUGACGUUGUUGGACUUUUACAGAGUUGGCUUUUGGAGCUACCUGAUAGUUUGAUUCCCAUGUCGUGCUAUGAGGAUGUGAAAGCAGAUGGAAUCACGGGUCUUAGAAGAUCCUCUAAAGAGCAUUUGUUACAUUUGGCUGCGAUGUGUGAGCAUUUUCAAUGGCUCGUAAGGCAUUGUGGUGAGGUCGAGGUGACGCAAGCAUUUGAGGACCGAGUGGAUUUCCCACUGUACCAUGUCUUUGCACGCAGCAGAAUACAAAAACCUGGGGAUAACGAGGUUAUGUCCAGGACGGUGCAAGGUAUAUUGUGUCACAAAGGUAAUUCUCAACGUCUGGUGGAGAUGCUGGCUGCUGAUAGAGAAUCAAAUGUGGCCAAGCUUAGUGUCGAUGUUCCGAUGCAGUCUUCUUCUGCUGCGUUUGUUCCGCGGCCGCUAAAGUCGCUCAGUGCGAAUUCUUCUGCUGCAUCCUCCAGGCCUGCAAGUCAGCGAAUUAGCGGUAUUGAUCUCUUUGGCAGGGACACUUAA